AUGGCAGGGAAAGUUUCCCAUAGCUGGAGCAUAAAGAGACUUCUGAAACUUAGAUCCACUGCACUCCCCAUUCUCAAUGCAGGAACUAAAACUACUAGAGAUGUUUGGGAAGCUGUUAGAGAAAAAAGAAACAAAGUUAAUUGGCACAAAAUCAUUUGGUUCCCUUCUCACAUACCAAAAUUCAGUAUGAUCGCUUGGAUGGACAUCUUGGACAGAUUUCCAACUCGGGAAAGAUUGUCUCGGAUGUGCAUUGUCAAUGAUUGUAGAUGUGUGCUAUAUAAUGAGACUAAUGAAACUAGGGACCAUUUAUUUUCUGAAUGCAGCUUUGCUAAAUCACUUUGGAGCUCCAUUCUUAAUCUUUCUCAACUGCAUGUUCCACACAUGACAUGGGAAGAAAAGAUUUGCUGGGCUAGUAAAGAAUGGAAAGGUAAAUCCCUUCUUACUACAAUCUUGAAACUAGCUUGGACUUCGUUCAUCUACUUGAUAUGGGAGGAGAGAAAUAGAAGAAUCUACCAUCGUGGCUCCAGAGAAGUCGAUCAAGUUCUGUCUUCCAUCAAAGAGCUGACGCUUCUCAGGUCUUUUGUUAGUGGUACCGGCAGCACGUCAGCAUCCUUCUCAGAAUACGUUCGCCCUGACAAAGUUAGAUGUAGAAUUGGCAAGAUAUAG
Molecule: messenger RNA, 666 nt
Organism: Hibiscus syriacus
Lineage: Eukaryota; Viridiplantae; Streptophyta; Magnoliopsida; Malvales; Malvaceae
Exons: 2
Coding region: 1-666 (221 amino acids)
Source: RefSeq, a predicted model, not a curated record